AUGAAGCAGAACGAUGACGAAACCGGAGAAACAUCAACCGAAGACUUUUGAAUUAUUAAUCAAGCGCGUCUUUGUCUCCAUAGCGCUUGUCGUCUGCUAUUCAACUGAAACGGAAGCUUCUUUAGAUGAAAUUUCCCCUUAUAUUAGUAACUAUGAGCUAGUGACGUAUGAUCAUGCGGCAUUACGUCAUGAUCAUUUGACUAAGCGGUCAACCAACCAACCAGUCAUUUUCCAGUUUGCAGCGUUUGGAAGGACAUUUACGCCUAUUAUGAACCCGAUGUCGGAUAUCUUCCAUUCGGACCUGAUAGUCGAAACCGGAAACUCAUGUUUGCCGUUCUCUUCGUAUACGUCGUACAACGGACAUAUUAAAGAGUGUGGAGGAAAGGUUCACGGUAUUAUCACAAAAGAGGGUAAUUUCGAGGGCCGAAUAAUUACAAACGAAGAUAUCUACCACAUUGAAAGGACAAGUCAUUACAAGCACAUAUCCGAUCCUACACCGUAUCACACGGUGGUGUACAGGCAAUCUGACGUCAUUUUUAAUAUCACCAAUGCGAAAUGCUCACAUGCGCGAAAGAUGAAGACAAGCUCAAUUGCUGGGAAAACGAAAUUCAGUGAUUCAGAUUCAAAACAGACGCACACCGAUUUCGGUUCUGAAAAAUGGAUGACAAGAAAUUAUCGGCGCUACAAACGAGGCGCCGAUCCCCUGAAAACCACAUGCGAACUUUAUAUGCAGGCUGACCACCUGUUGUACGAGAGAUAUGGAAGCGAUAUGGACACCGUCAUUGAGAAACUGAUAUUGCACGUGCAAGUCGUGAACGCUAUUUUUCAAACAAUAGAUUUUGAUGGCAGCGGAAGCCCGGAUAACGUGGGGUUUAUAAUCAAGAAAAUCAAGGUCUGGACGGAUCCAAAGGCGGAAGGAUACAAAUAUAGCGGCAACUAUGACGUGGACUACUUUCUGGACCUACAUUCUAAGGAUAAUUAUGACUCAUUCUGCUUGUCGUACUUAUUUACUUUUAGGGACUUUUCAGACGGUGUUUUGGGUCUCGCGUGGAUUGGAGACUUACAAGGGUCGGGUGGAGUGUGCGAGAAAUAUAAGACAUACCAAGGCAUAGGCAUGAGUCUCAACACCGGCAUUGUGACCACGCUGAACUACGGUUCGGACAUACCGCCGGCAGUCUCAUAUGUAACCUUCGCCCACGAAAUCGGCCACAACUUUGGAUCAGACCAUGACCCGGAUUCCAGUCCCAUCUGCGCUCCGGGAGAUCCAACCGGAAAUUACAUCAUGUAUUCGCACGCGACUCCAGGCACAAAGCCGAACAAUAAUAAAAUGUCUAGUUGCAGCAUAGAGUCGAUUGGUCCUAUUUUAGAAGCCAAAGCAUGGAGUGCGGUUGGAUGUUUUGUUCAGAACACGGGUCAGAUAUGUGGUAACCGUGUUGUCGAGGGGGACGAGGAGUGUGACUGCGGGUGGGGCGAGGAGUGCGUCGAGAGCUGCUGCAACCCCCAGGUAGAGAACCCAGGGCUGCCCGGGUUGGAGACCCCGUGCACACGGAAAUCAUCCGCCGUUUGCAGUCCCAGCGAGGGUGCGUGCUGCAAGAACGACUGCACGUACUCUGGCACGGAUCACUCGUGCAGGAAUGAAUCCGGCUGUCUGGACGAGGCUUUCUGCAAUGGAACGUCAUCAAUAUGCCCGUCUUCUGCGCACAAAGCGAACACAACUUCCUGUGGUGGCGAGGAUUCCUCUCUCGUGUGCUUCAACGGGGAAUGUUCAGGCUCAAUAUGCCUGGCCCACGGUAGAGAACCUUGCUACUGCCCGGCGUCAGACUGGAAGGAUGUUCAGCUAUGUCAGGUGUGCUGCAUGGACGAUGGUGUGUGCAAGUCCUCAUACGUGCUAGAUGACAUACCGGACGCCGCAGCCCUGCCAGGAACGCCGUGUAACGAUCUCAAAGGCUACUGCGACAUAUUCAGGAUAUGCAGAGAGGUUGAUCCGUCCGGCCCACUGAGCAUGCUCAGUCGAUUUCUCACUGGAGACGGGUUCUCAAAAGUGUUGGACUACCUGUCAAAGCAUUGGUAUAUCGGCCUUGCUGGUGGACUGGUACUCAUUAUAGUCAUCGUACUUAUGUUCAAAUUCUGCUCAAAAUCCCACAAACUGCUUGAUGACGAUGGCGAUAGGCCACCAAAGAGAAGGAUUUUAGCCUUUGCCCACAAUACGCCUCGACAAAUCAGUGCUCUCGGGAAUCGUAACAGAGUAACACCAACCGAUGUGAACAUGGUGGACACGUACAUGUGAUAGUACUCGUUUUGACACAUUUAUGGAAAGAGAAACAGUUUAUAUAUAAACAAAGUGAGGACCUCCACUUGCACCAGCAGAUCUCCUUUUUAAAUAGUAUAGUGAUAUAACAAUUAACUCACAAAUGGAAUGGUCAAUACAAAUAACAUUGAGGGUUAAAUCAUGUCAAAGAUAAGCAUAAUGAUAGUGAUUUAAAUGUACUAAAAAUUUCUUGUUAAACAUGAGUCUAAAUUAUGUUAUGAUAAAUAAGGGAAUACGUCUAAAAGAUGUAUGUCAGCUA
Dreissena polymorpha is the source of this 2567-nucleotide messenger RNA. RefSeq names its product disintegrin and metalloproteinase domain-containing protein 10-like. Gene Ontology annotation, biological process: membrane protein ectodomain proteolysis; Notch signaling pathway. Gene Ontology annotation, molecular function: metalloendopeptidase activity. NCBI's taxonomy places the organism in Eukaryota, Metazoa, Mollusca, Bivalvia, Myida, Dreissenidae. The coding region runs from base 14 to 2287 and encodes 757 amino acids. The transcript has 16 exons. Gene Ontology annotation, cellular component: plasma membrane. The record is from RefSeq and is a predicted model, not a curated record.